This is a messenger RNA of Salvelinus namaycush (lake trout), 546 nucleotides long. RefSeq names its product interleukin 19 like (gene il20). The coding region runs from base 1 to 546 and encodes 181 amino acids. Gene Ontology annotation, cellular component: extracellular region. The record is from RefSeq and is a predicted model, not a curated record. The transcript is spliced from 5 exons. NCBI's taxonomy places the organism in Eukaryota, Metazoa, Chordata, Actinopteri, Salmoniformes, Salmonidae.
AUGAAGCUGCUGUUAAGCGCCACCCUCCCCAGGUUCCUCUUCCUGUUAACGUGUCUCAGUGGGUGUGGCUUGGGACGUGGCAUACACCUGGGAACCUGCUCUGUCACCGUACACACUCACGAACUACGCAAGCACUACACAGAGAUACGGAGCUCUGUGAUAGCAGCAGACAGUCAGAUGGGAGUGAGACUGCUGAGGGGAGACGUGAUGAGGAACAUACAGGAGGGGGAGUACUGCUGUUUCCUGCGUCUAUUGCUACGUUUUUAUGUGGAGAGAGUGUUUGUUAGCCACGGCUUGUCUCAGCCACAGCACCGACGCUCAACCAGCGCUCUCGCUAAUAGUUUCCUCACAAUCAACAAGGACCUGAGGCAAUGUCACUGCCACUGUGGAGAAAACACCAGGAGAAAAAUGGACUCCCUACAGGCCCAGUUUGACAAGCUGGAGAUCUACCAGGCAGCAGUAAAGGCUAUAGGAGAGCUGGACUCUCUACUGGACUGGCUGGAAGAACUCAAGCACAACUCACACACAACUCACACAGACAGAUAA